AUAUUUGCUUUAUUUCAUGUGUAUUAUUGCUACAUAUUUUCAGUGGCAUAAAAUCAGUAAGGUCUUACGUGGAACAAAGAGCAGGCAGUGGCUGAGAGAGGCUGUUAAUAACGUUGCUGUUAAGCACUGAAGAUUUCCUAGCUGUUGUCCUGCCUCAUCCUCAGCCCAUAUUUAAUGUCAGACACAUCUCGUAUUCUCUGAAUCAAUGCCUGCUUACAGCAGACCAAGAACCAGCACCUCGUGUCCUUCUCUGUUACGUCUGUGAUUAAAGUGAUGAGCUCUGACAUUGCUGUAACUUAGGAGGUAAAUGGUGAAGGAGCACCGUGUGCUGCUGCUUCGUAGCACUGUCACAAAAAGGACCUCAAGCCUUGCAGGCUGGGAUUCAUUCCAUUAGCUGUAGGAGCUCAUGGAGGAGGUAUAAGUUUCAAGGCAUCCAUUUAAAAAAAUAGGGGGUGGGGAAGGAACCUGUGGAAUUAUAGGUGAUAAUCCUAGUUUGGGUAAUUGGAAAAGCCCUAGAACAGCAACUAAAAGCACCGUAGUAGGUGACGCUAUGUACACGUGUAGGAUCCCGUAUGGACUUCUUGAGAGCAAACCGUCCCGAACCGAUUGAAUCUCCUUCCCUCUGCCGCAGUUCCUGCCCGCAGGCACGGCCGUGUCCGGCGAAACGUUCCGCGCUGCCCCGCAGCGGGGCGGAGCUGCGCGCUCUCACGGGCCGCUCUCUGGCGCCCCCUACCGGGUCGGUUUCGGGGUGGGGCCCCGGGGGGCUGCGCGGGCCGCCGUCUUCCUGUCACGUGGCGCCCCGCCGGCACUACAGUUCCCGGCAUGCACAGUGCUCACGGCAGGAUCGGCCGCUUCCGCCGUGCUUUCGCGUCGAUACCCGAAAUUUGAAAGUAAGUCCCAUGAUGCCCCGCGGGCGCCCGCUGAUUGGUCGGGCGGCAGCGCCGCGCGGUUCGAAGGCGGCGGCGGCGGGCGCUCGCAGGCGUUGGGUUGGGUCCGAGUCUCAGCUUCAGCCUGAGCCGCGCCCGUGCAGCGCGGCCGGUGCCUCUACUGUCGUCCUCGACCCGCUCGCGUCCAGGUGCGCCAUGGCCUCCCUCAGCUUCCAGAGCGGCGGCGGCGGCGGCUCGAAGAAGGAGAAGGAGGAGAAGGGCAAGAACAUCCAGGUGGUGGUGCGCUGCAGGCCUUUUAAUGCCUCGGAACGUAAAGCCAACUCCUAUGCUGUUGUAGACUGUGAUCAAGCACGAAAAGAAGUUAGCAUCCGCACUGGAGGAGUCGCAGACAAGAUGUUAAAAAAGACUUACACGUUUGAUAUGGUUUUUGGAGCUCAGGCAAAGCAGAUUGACGUAUACCGGAGUGUUGUGUGUCCCAUUUUGGAUGAAGUUAUUAUGGGCUAUAACUGUACAGUGUUUGCCUAUGGCCAAACUGGUACUGGUAAGACUUUCACAAUGGAAGGGGAACGGUCACCCAACGAGGAGUACACUUGGGAAGAGGAUCCAUUAGCAGGUAUAAUACCUCGUACAUUGCAUCAAAUAUUUGAAAAACUCACAGAGAAUGGCACUGAAUUUUCAGUGAAAGUCUCUCUUUUGGAAAUAUAUAAUGAGGAGCUUUUUGAUCUUCUGAAUCCUGCUCCUGAUGUUGGAGAAAGACUGCAGAUGUUUGAUGACCCCCGAAACAAGAGAGGUGUAAUUAUUAAAGGCUUAGAGGAGGUAACUGUGCACAACAAAAAUGAAGUCUAUCAGAUCCUGGAAAGGGGUGCAGCAAAGAGAACAACUGCAGCUACUUACAUGAAUGCAUAUUCCAGCCGUUCCCACUCCGUAUUUUCAAUUACCAUCCACAUGAAAGAAACCACAGUAGAUGGAGAAGAACUUGUUAAAAUUGGGAAGCUAAACUUGGUUGAUCUUGCAGGAAGUGAGAACAUUGGUCGAUCUGGGGCAGUUGACAAAAGAGCUCGUGAAGCUGGAAAUAUCAAUCAGUCUCUCCUGACUCUGGGGAGAGUUAUUUCUGCUCUAGUAGAAAGAGCCCCACAUAUUCCAUACAGGGAAUCUAAACUCACAAGAAUCCUUCAAGAUUCUCUUGGAGGACGAACAAAAACAUCAAUAAUUGCGACAAUUUCUCCUGCAUCUAUAAAUCUUGAGGAAACACUGAGUACAUUAGAAUAUGCCCACAGGGCAAAGAACAUAUUGAACAAGCCUGAAGUUAACCAGAAGCUGACCAAAAAAGCUCUUAUUAAGGAAUAUACUGAAGAGAUUGAGCGUCUGAAACGAGACCUUGCUGCUACACGUGAGAAAAAUGGCGUCUAUAUUUCCCUUGAAAAUUUUGAAGCCCUUAAUGGAAAGCUGACGGUUCAGGAAGAACAAAUUGCAGAAUAUAUUGACAAAAUCACUGUCAUGGAGGAAGAGAUGAAAAGAGUAACUGAACUGUUCACAGUUAAUAAAAACGAACUUGAGCAGUGUAAAACAGAUCUAGAAAUCAUGGAGAAGGAACUGGAAGAAACACAAAAGGAUCUUCAAGAAACCAAAGUUCAUCUGGCUGAAGAAGAAUAUGUGGUUUCAGUUUUGGAAAAUGCUGAACAAAAACUUCAUGGCACAGCUAGCAAGUUGCUUAAUACAGUUGAAGAAACCACAAAAGAUGUAUCUGGUCUUCAUGCAAAACUGGACCGUAAGAAGGCUGUUGAUCAGCACAAUGCUGUUGUCCAAAAUACGUUUGCACAACAAAUGACUGAUUUGUUCACCAAAAUACGAGAUUCAGUUAAUGAGAACAGUGUGAAGCAGCAACAGAUGUUGAUGUCUUACACACAUUUUAUAGGUGACAUCUUGUCUACCAGUUCUUCAGCAGCUAAUAUUCUUACAUCAGUUGUAUCAGCAUCUUUUGCCUCUCUUAAGGAAUUGGUGUCUACAGAAGUUUCCUGCAUGUCUGAAAAAGUGUUGCAACACGAGAAUCUGUCACUUGAUCAUAAAGCUGAGCUACUGAGAUUAAUUGAGGAGCAUGCAUCAGGAUUAGGAAGUGCAUUAAACAGCUUGACACCAAUGGUAGAAUUUGUCUUGGGCCUAAACUGUCAGUUUCAGACUAACAUGAAAAAAUAUUCAGCUGUGGUUGAUAAGAUGGAAGGUCAUAAAAAAGAAACGGAUACCUUCUUUGAAGAUCUUUCUCUCACUCUGAAAAAAUUACAGGAAGAAACAGCUAAUGUUCUUGCUCAGCUUCAGAAUGAUUGUGAAAAUUUAAGAGAAGAAGUGGAAAUGACAAGACUAGCACAUACAAAGAGUGCAACUGAGUUAACGUCCUCACUACAAAGACAGCUUGACCUGUUUGCUCAAGAGACUCAGAAGAACUUAGCAGAUGUACUGGCAAAAAAUGGAAGCUUGAAGACCACCAUCGCUGCUGUGCAAGAUGAUGUUCACCUGAAAACUACGGACCUAAUCAGCAGUACAGCUUCUAAUCAUAGCAGAUUUCUUGCAUCUAUGGAUAACUUUUCUAAGGAGCUCAGGAUUAUAAAUGGUGAAAAUAGGAGGAUGCUGGAAGAUUCCACUGACCACUGUCAGCAACUUCUCAUCAAUCUCAGAAAUGUGUCUCAGGAUGCUGAUAAAUGUGCUGAACUUACAAUUGCUCAGAUAGCCAGCUUUACCAAUCAGCAGCUAUUGUCCUUCAGGGAUGAGAAUCAACGGUUAAUGUGUUUUCAAAAGAAAAACAGAGAAAACUGUGAUAAAGCAAUAGCUGAAAUUGCUGACCAAAUUGAUACUCAAAAAUGUGCUGAAGAGAAGGUACUAAAUGGCCUCCUUGAUCGAAUGAAAGUUGAUCAGGGGAUACUUCUGGAACAGAAGCUGGCACUUAAUGAAGAAGCACAGCAUGGACUGGCUCAGGUUAAUGGUUUCCUGAAAGAAGAUCUUAAAGUGGAUAUUCCAACAGGGACAACUCCACAGAGAAGAGACUACUCUUAUCCAGUCACACUGGUGAAAACAGAACCCAGGGAACUUCUACUGGAACAACUGAGGCAAAAGCAACUAAAGCUUGAUGCUAUGCUGAACAGUGUGAUACAAGAAGUGGAGGGGAAUGCAGAUGAGGACCUGCUAGGAGAGGAGGAAGGGAUGCAAGAAUCCAGUGAAAGCCUUGGUGGUGACAAGUACUUAGUGGAUAUAAACAUAAGCUGUCAUGCGAAUGGGGGCAUUCCCUUUUUCCAGCACAAAAGGAGCCACAAAAAAGAUAAAGAGAACAAAGCUGCAGCGAUGUUGGAGAAAAACAAAACUGAAGAUAUGACAGAACAGCUACUUCCUAAAUCUAAGCUACCCUUAAGAUCAGUGAACUAAGAUAUACGUACAUACAUAUAUACUGCAGAUUUUUAUAAAGUACUUUUGGUUAUCUACUGAGCCAUAAGUUCUCUUGGUUGUUCUGCCUCUGUAUAUAGUGAUAUAUUGGUGCAACAUUGGAUCAAAACUUGACGUGAUAUGUCCUGCCUUUGUUCUAUUUUUAUAUAUGAUGGCUUACAAAGUAUUAACAGUUUUAUUAAAAAAAAAAAAAAGCAACAAAAGCAAUCUUCAGGUUACAGUGCUGUAUGUUAAGUGACAUUUUUUAUCUUGUCAAGUAAUAGAUUGCUUUCUGCUUCUUAGAUUUGUAGUAGCAGGAAGGGAUAUGGAAUAAUGCUGUUUUCUUAUUGUAAAUAUGUGAUCUGUUUCUGUACCUGCCUUACUCUGAUUCCUGUUACUAUGAAGUAGAUAGUUGUCUUUAGGAUACUUUCAAAUAAAUCAGUUGUACAUGGAGUACAGAUGUGUACGCAUAUGUGGUUUCAGUCUUAAACUUGAUAACAUAGCUAAAGCAUUAUUAUCUCUGCAAAAUAGAUUCUCUGGACACCAUUCAGACAAAUGCUGAUGAAGAUGAGUAAUUUUGAUUAUGCCCUUGCACUGUGAUUCUCUUAGCUGUAGCACCAGAUGGACUGAUUUUUCUGUAUUUCUGUAUCACUUCUUACCUGUUAAUUUCUCUUUGUGGGCAAAGAUAAUUGCUUUUCUUUAGCAGCAGAUAGCAGGAGACAAAAGCAUUCCCUUCCAAAUGAACAAGGCAGCUAUACGUCCACAAAUUUAUUAUUUUUUAUUUUUAAUGUCUUAGAUCUGGCAUAUAAGCUAAGUACUUUCCAUUAUAUGAAGUUUGAAACCCCUAAAAGGGGUUUUGAAAUCCUGUUUUGUCUGUGGAAAUGUCUCCAUUGAAGUGGUCGGUGUAUUGUGGAAUUCUGACAACAGAAACAUCAUGGGCGUAAGAAUUUUCCAAGGCUUGGCAUCUAGGCUCUUGUACCACAUUCUUUAACACUGACAAGAUUUUUGUUAGUGUGAUCUAUGCAUUUCCUAACUAAAAGGCACUUCUUCAAGUCUUUCACCCUUAAUUUUUCAUACAGAGUUCACAAGAACAAACUGGAGCAGCCAGUGCCAAGGAAGGAUCACAUCCAUUAAAAUUAUGAUAGAAUCUACGCUUAUUUAUCCUUUUUGAAACUACCCUUAUCCAUAGUUGUUUGAUUUGCCCUGGUGUGAACACGGAUUGCUUUUCUCAUAUUGAGGACCUUUAACAGAUGAAUGAAUCUUUGGGACUGCUUGCUUUCUCUUUUCAGAGAGAUGUGUUUUCUUACACAUCUUACAAAUAUUAUUUGCAAUAAUAUGGCAGAUCAUUGUUACUUUCAUUGGGCCUGGUGCCCAGUGGUCACCAGAAAGCUGGAUGGGAUGAAAAAUUUGGAUACAGAGCCUGUCUCUGCUUCCUUGCCACUGUCUCUUCUUCCACUAGGUGGCUCUGACGCUGAAGUGUUAGUCUAAACCUCCAGCACCGAUUGCUAACCAUGAUUUAGGACCAGGCAUUUUGCCGAGGCUUUAGUUGAACAUCUGUUACAAGAGCAGGUUUGAAAAACUAAUAACUUGUUUCUGCUAGAAUAAUCCUAUAUUCAAACUGGGGUGAGGGCUUUUUUAAUGAAGGAGCUACACUUAAGAGAGAGUUUUAGACCUGUGGUUUGAGCUUUGGUGCAGGAUCAACAGAUGUUGGUACUAAUUAAAUGCUCUUUGAGAUCUCUGUUGUAUGGGCAAUCCCUAAAGUAGAAAGCAAAACCUACUUGUUUAGCUGUAAGAAACACCUCUUCCUUAACUUUGCUUACACAGGGCUAAAUAGAUACACAGCUUUAACCCAAAGAGAGGAAAUUGAUGUGAUGUAGGGUAGUUUACAGAAUUUGGCUUGUUAGAAAGUAUCGUUCAUAAGAAGUGUGGAAGUUGUUUCCACAGAACAAGUAGCAAGGUCAUAUCCUGACUGAGUGAGUUGUGCUGAGCUGGAGGUGGAGUUGUGGUGUGACUGGGAUUGCAGCAUACAGCCAUGUUCUAAUUAACCCAGUGAUUUUUUUGUCUGAUUCCAGAUUAGCAGCCAGGUGGCACAACUCUUGAAUUAACUGCAAGAAAA
Molecule: messenger RNA, 6411 nt
Organism: Phasianus colchicus (ring-necked pheasant)
Lineage: Eukaryota; Metazoa; Chordata; Aves; Galliformes; Phasianidae
Gene: KIF11
Product: kinesin family member 11
Biological process (GO): spindle elongation; mitotic spindle assembly; microtubule-based movement
Cellular component (GO): spindle microtubule; nucleus; mitotic spindle
Molecular function (GO): ATP binding; plus-end-directed microtubule motor activity; microtubule binding
Source: RefSeq, a predicted model, not a curated record